CCCUCCUUUCCCCGUCCGCGACACGAGACGCGAGGGAGCGACCAUUCUCUCUUCUCCGACGGCGACGGUGCCUGCCUCCUCCUCACUCCGCCCACCGCCCCCGCCCCAGCAGCCGCGCCGUCCGCCGCUGGUUCUUCCUCGCCGCCUGGACCUGUUCGUCGAAGCCGUACCAGCCGAGCCGGUCACUCCUCCUCCGACCCCGACGCCGGCUCAUCCCCUGCCGCCGCCGUCGACGCCGCCUCAUCCCCUGCCGCCGCCGUAGACGCCGCCUCAGCUCCUGGUGCCUCUGACCCACAGGCCCUCCCGGCAACCUGCCCUUAUUUACGUUUCUUGUCAGAAAGACAGCGGGUAAAAAUCCGUGAUAUACGUUGUGAUGGCACCAAAUCCAUCAGGUCAGUCCCAAGAAAAGAAGAAAACAAAAGAGAAACAGCCUAUGAAGAUACACUAUGACCUGUUAAACCUAAGGAUGAACCAGGCUGAACAGAAAGUGACUUGUGAGCUUAUGAUGCCAGCAAAGUUACCAGAUUUCUACAACCCUCCCCUUGGUGCUGAUCCGGUUGUCCUCCAUGUGAAACAUCCAACCCAAGACAAGCAUUCUGUUACUUUAAUGAGGGAUUGCUUACAUAAGAACCUUCUGCAUGCAAAACUUGUCAGUGACAAAGAUCCAUAUCUGCUAGUCUUUACUGACCGAUACACAGGAAUGUUAACAGCAUACUUCAAGUCCACCGAACCAUUUGUAGCUAAGUAUGCCGAACCGGGCCGGAUACCAUUCCCGUCCGCUAAGCUUCAAAGUGUUGUGAGUCAAAUGCUUGAUGGUUUGAAGGGACUGUGGCUCUAUGACAAGUACCAUGGAAACUUGAGAUUGGACAACACAUACUACUAUAAGACAAAAGAUGGUGAUGUCGUUGUGAAGUUGGCAAGUUUUAAAUGUCAAGGUACUAAACUUAAAGACCCUGCAAAAAAGGGAAAAGAUAAAACAGAGACUGUUGCACAUUACCAGGCGAAAGAUUUACAAGCAAUGGGCACUGCGCUGGAAGAAAUAUCUCAAAUGGCUAGUGAUUUGAGUGAGAAAGGCUAUCUGUUGAAUUGCAGACAGAUUGACCACCUUGCCGAAAGACUAAAAGAAGUGUCCAAGGGAGAGAUGGGAAGUGCAUAGAUGAACCCGGGUACAUAUGAACUCACUUUAAAAAACACAUUUCUAAAUGCCAAAAAAAUCUAAAAAAGUUUGCACGGAUACAUCUUCAUGUUCUAUGUGCAUGCAUAAAGUUUUACGAAAAAAUAACUUUCUUUGAGCCCUGUGCAAAAAAGACAAAAAAUUGUGUCGUGAAACGCUAUUUAGAAGCACUGAAAUUUGUCUUUUUACGAAGGCAAACCAGAAAGACAUUUUUUCACAAAACUUUAUGCCGUGUGCACACACAUUUGCGAACAUGUAUGCAUACAAUUUUCUGUUAUUUUUUUAACAUUUCAAAACAUGCUUAAAAUACAGUUUUUUAAAAGUGGGUGCAGAUGCCCAUGCGUUCAGAUAGUGCCCACUCGGGGAGAGAUGCAUUAUAUCAUGGAUGAGAUUAGAACUUGUCCCUUUUUUUGGACUCGAGUUGAGCGAAAAGAUUUUUUUUGUUUCUGAAGUCCCCUUGGCUAUGCUCAGCCACUCCAACAGAGCAAAAAUUGAUGCAGAACAGGACGUGUGUACUUUGCCUUGGAACAAUGAUGACUACGAUGGUUUCCUUGACCUGAUGAUUAAGUACCAAGAGAGGAAUAACCUCGGUGCAUAUGAUUUUAACAGCAGGGUCUGUUAUGUGCAGUUUAUUAGUGGUAUUUAUACUCAUGAGGUGGAGUUGAAGAAUCCAACUGCUUCAGUGGAUGUGACUGUCAUUUCAAGGAAUCAUGGUGUUUUUCUGGUACUAUACUCUUUACUGCCACGACCUCCAAGACCCGUUAACCAGGGGUGAUGUUAAGAUGGUAAAGCAUGCAAGACCAGAGAUGCCAGUGACAGUUAGCAGUUCGAGGACCGUGGCUGCCGUAACAAGGCUUAAAGUAACUGCAGUAUGAUGAGUCGUUUUGCUAGUUUCGACUCCUCCAGGACUUACUGAUGAGUGAUGGCUCUAUUGAUUCCUCCAGGACAGCUUCUUCUGCUAGUUUAUGUGAAUCUAAAGAUUACAUGUUGCCACAGAAUCAUUGGUGAAAUUGUUACCAUCUGUAGGUGUUGUUAUGUGGCACCGUUGAGACGUGUUGUUGUUCAUGGUCAUCUAUUUUGAGAUGCUGGCAUGGUGGUAAAUACCAGACUUUUGAUG
Triticum urartu is the source of this 2291-nucleotide messenger RNA. RefSeq lists its product as uncharacterized. Lineage: Eukaryota; Viridiplantae; Streptophyta; Magnoliopsida; Poales; Poaceae. The record is from RefSeq and is a predicted model, not a curated record.